AUGCCACCCCGAACUCCCUCCGAGCGCAAGGCUGCGCACCCUCCUCCGGAGGAUUCCUCGUCCGAGGAGCCUGAGGUUUCUGAGAGUGAGUCUGAGGAGACUGACAAUGAUCCCGCCAUCGGAACACCAUCAGGAAGCCAUGCAUCCACUGUUGUUGAUACUCCGACUCGCAAUGCAACUGCUGCUCGGAGUACUGCGGCUCUCCGCAACCUGCGUCGUGCCUAG
This is a messenger RNA of Penicillium soppii, 225 nucleotides long. RefSeq lists its product as uncharacterized. NCBI's taxonomy places the organism in Eukaryota, Fungi, Ascomycota, Eurotiomycetes, Eurotiales, Aspergillaceae. Bases 1 to 225 code for a protein of 74 amino acids. The transcript has a single exon. The record is from RefSeq and is a predicted model, not a curated record.